Egretta garzetta (little egret) is the source of this 1611-nucleotide messenger RNA. Its product is annotated as fibronectin type III and SPRY domain-containing protein 1-like. The transcript has 14 exons. The record is from RefSeq and is a predicted model, not a curated record. Bases 1 to 1611 code for a protein of 536 amino acids. Gene Ontology annotation, molecular function: protein binding. NCBI's taxonomy places the organism in Eukaryota, Metazoa, Chordata, Aves, Pelecaniformes, Ardeidae.
AUGAGACAGCAGAGCGGCUUCCCCGAAAUGGGGGGCCCAGGGGCCUGCUGCCUCCCAGCCAGGGGCCGGCCCCCCUGCCACACCGGGGACUCGCAGCCCAUGCUGCAUGGGCUGGGCUGGGCCCAGCUGGCGGCGUGUGCCAAGGCCCUGGAGAGCUCGGAGGAGCUGCUGGAGGCGGCCAACCAGGCCCUGGGGACGGCCAACCACCACGACUUCCCUCAGGCUGCCAAACAGAUCAAGGAUAGUGUGACGAUGGCACCCGCCUUCCGCCUCUCGCUCAAGGCCAAGGUGAGCGACAACAUGAGCCACCUGAUGGUGGAUUUUGCCCAGGAACGCCGCCUGCUCCAGGCCCUCGCCUUCCUGCCAGUGCCCAGCACCCCCGAGAUCGACCUGGCGGAGUCGCUGGUGGCCGAUAACUGCGUGACGCUGGCCUGGAGGAUGCCCGACGAGGACAGCAAGAUCGACCACUACGUGCUGGAGUACCGCAGGACCAACUUCGAGGGGCCACCCCGCGCCAAGGAAGACCAGCCCUGGAUGGUGGUUGAGGGCAUCAAGGGCACUGAGUACACCCUCUCCGGGCUGAAGUUUGACAUGAAGUACAUGAAUUUUCGGGUACGGGCGUGUAACAAGGCUGUGGCAGGCGAGUUCUCUGAGCCGGUCACUUUGGAAACGAGAGGUGGGUAUCGGGGGGUGGCAGGGCACCCGUCACCCACCGUGCCACCCCGUGCUGCCCCUUCCCAAGCGUGCCAGGGGUCUGGGACCCCUUGGUGGCAGGCAAGGAAAGACGGCAAGGGCAGGACGGCCUCGCCUGCCAACUCGCCUGCCAGGGUGGUGCAGUCGCCCAAGAGGAUGCCCUCGGGGCGUGGGGGCAGAGAUCGCUUCACCGCCGAGUCCUACACGGUUCUGGGUGACACGCUGAUCGAUGGUGACGACCACUACUGGGAGGUGCGGUACGACCGGGACAGCAAAGCUUUCGGUGUGGGGGUGGCGUAUCGCAGCCUGGGUAAAUUCGAUCAGCUAGGCAAGACCUCGGCCUCCUGGUGCCUCCACCUCAACAACUGGCUGCAGGUCAGCUUCAGCGCCAAGCACGCCAACAAGGCCAAGGUGCUGGACGUGCCCGUGCCCGACUGCAUCGGCGUCUACUGCAACUUCCACGAAGGGUUCCUGUCCUUCUACAACGCCAGGACCAAGCAGCUGCUCCACACCUUCAAGGCCAAGUUCACGCAGCCGGUGCUGCCUGCCUUCACGGUCUGGUGCGGCAGCUUUCCCCGACCCUACUAUCACGGCAACCCCAGCGUGGAGUCCAAAAUCGCGCCCUUCUGGGUGAUGCCGCCGCCGGAGCAACGGCCCAGCGACUACGGCAUCCCCAUGGAUGUGGAGGUGGCCUACAUCCAGGACGGCUUCCUCACCAACGAUGUCCUGCAGGAGAUGACGCUGCUGGUGGAGUUUUACAAGGGAGCCCCUGACCUGGUGAAGUUUCAGGAGCUGUGGAGUCAGGAUCAGACCUACCUGGACAAGCUGAAGGGCUCCCUGGCCUCCCGCACCCCCAAAGACCAGAGCUUCACCCACAUCCUGGAGCAGACCCACAGCCUCCUCAAGCUCAGCAGCUGA